AUGUAUAAUAUCCAGAGCGGGAUUAAAAGGCGUCAAUUCCCUGAGCCAGUAUCAGCCGCCACGGCGAAGUGUCUUAAAAAUAGCACUGGGCCGGUGAAGUUGGGCAUGACUGGUAUUGGGAAGCAUAUGAAGGCGGUUAGGGGAAUCGUAAUUGACUCUCUAAACCGAGUCGUGAUUAGUACAUCACUAGAUGGAAAAGUCAAGUUUUGGGACUUCAAUACCGGAAUUAUCAUCCACGAAAUCGACUGGAGUACUUCUGGUGCAAUUACUAAAGCGAGGUUACACAGGCAUUCUGAUCUCCUCGCGGCUUCUUGCGAUGAUCUUUGCAUUCAGGUGGUGGAUAUUGAAAUCUACAAGAUUGUAAGAGAGCUUGGGGUGCGCAAGGUAGGAUAAGCGACUUUUGUUUUUCGAACGACGGAAGAUGGGUAUUAGGCGCUUCGGCGGAUAGAGUUAUCAGAGUUUGGGAUUUGCCAACUAGGCAUAUAAUUAAUGGUAUUAGGACCAAGAGUGAUGUUACUGCUAUGGCGUUUUCUGGAACUGGAGAAUUCCUGGCGACGGCUCACGUUGAUAGUGUUGGGAUAAACUUAUGGUGAGAUUUGUUUUCCCGUACUUAACUGUAGUGGAGCUGACUCGGGUUGAUGUUGGAUAGGACGAAUAGAACUUUGUUCAGACACGUUCCGACUAGACAUCUUGAUGAAAAGGACAUAGUGGACAUGACUGCUCCGUUCGCCUCUGGAGAAGGCGGUGUCAGUGCCAUCGAAGCUGCACUUAAUCCCCAGGGCGAUGGAGAGGAUGACUGCACCGGCACAUACACCACAGUAAACCAACUGAGUAGCAACAUGUUGACAAUGUCUCUUGUUCCAAGGCCAAGAUGGCAGACGCUGCUUAACCUCGACGUUAUUGAGGUAAUUUCAUCUUCCCCCCGCCCCGCAGCUUCUAGAUAAACAAGUCUAACCUUCCAUUGUAGCAACGAAACAAACCGAAGGAAGCUCCCGGGACUCCUGAAAAAGCACCUUUCUUCCUCCCCCCACUCGGCGUGAAAUCUAGUUCAUUCGCGCCAGCUGCCAAAGAGAUAACCAAUGACACCAACAGCAUACAGCCGAGCGAUCCCGCGUCCUCCGCAUGAGCCGGGACAGCGGUGAAUCUACCUUCACCAAACUCCUCCGCGAAGCAGCAGACUGCAACAACGGUGACUACACCGUCAUCCUCGCCCAUCUGAAAGCGCUCUCACCCUCGACAGCAGAUCUGGAAAUCAGGAGUUUGCAAGUAAACGAGUUGGUACCGUUCGUUCGGGCCAUGACCCAGCGACUGAGGAGCCGGAGAGACUACGAGCUCGUACAGACUUGGGUUAACGCGUUUCUCAAGUGUCAUCCCGAGGCCGUGAUGAGCGAGGAGGACGUUAGGGAUGAAUUGAGGAAGUGGAUGGUGGAACAGAAAAGGGAGGCUAGCAGAUUGGCGGAAUUGGUGGGGUAUUGCUCUAGAGUUGCGGGGUUUUUGAGUGGGAGGUGA
Messenger RNA from Tuber aestivum (summer truffle), 1509 nucleotides. NCBI's taxonomy places the organism in Eukaryota, Fungi, Ascomycota, Pezizomycetes, Pezizales, Tuberaceae. The record is from the annotation of a GenBank genome assembly.